ACCAUAAUGGAAGUAUAUAAUUUAUGUUAACUAUCACCUAUUAACGUUAUACCGAUAUAAAGACACAGCACAAACCGAAUCAAUUUUUUGUUCAAAGUCCUUCUCUGUUUUUUGAACGACAAAACCAUAGGACCAUUGAUUAAUGUUACUUGGAAAACAUGAAGUUCUGCAAAAAAUACCAGGAAUACAUGCAAGCCCAGGAGAAAAAGAAGCUUCCUGAGGUUGGAUUUAAGAAGCUCAAGAAGAUCUUGAAGAAGUGCCGAAGAGAUUCUCAAUCCCAUAAACCAUCAUCCCAAACUUGCCCCAACCAUUGCUCAGUGUGUGAUGGGACCUUUUUCCCUUCACUUCUCAGUGAAAUGUCUGAGAUAGUUGGUUGCUUUAAUCAGCGAGCACAGAAAUUGCUGGAGUUACAUCUUGCUUCUGGUUUCAGAAAGUACCUUUUAUGGUUCCGAGGCAAAUUUCAUAAAAACCAUACUGCUCUUAUCGAAGAAGGCAAAGAUCUGGUUACUUAUGCACUCAUAAAUGCGACCGCAAUUCGAAAAAUACUAAAGAAAUAUGAUAAGAUUCAUUAUUCCAAGCAAGGGCAAAUGUUUAAGUCACAGGUCCAAAGUAUGCACAAGGAAAUUCUUCAAAGUCCAUGGCUUUGUGAGCUUAUGGCCUUCCACAUCAAUUUAAGGGAAACCAAGGUUAAUUCAAGGAAGGCACCUGCUUUUUUUGAUGAAUGUUCUCUCACAUUUAAGGACGGAAAACCAUCUCUUACUUGCGAACUCUUUGAUUCUGUCAAAGUUGAUAUUGAAUUGACUUGUUCUAUAUGCUUGGACACUGUGUUUGAUCCCGUUUCUUUAACUUGCGGCCAUAUAUUCUGUUACAUUUGUGCUUGCUCGGCUGCAUCAGUGUCUAUUGUCGAUGGACUUAAAGCAGCAAAUCCUAAAGAGAAAUGUCCUCUAUGCCGAGAGGGUGCAGUUUAUGAAGGGGCUGUACACUUGGAAGAACUAAACACUCUGUUAGGCCAAAGCUGUCAGGAAUACUGGGAACAAAGGCUCCAGUCAGAGAGAGUAGAGAGGAUUAAGCAAAUAAAGGAACAUUGGGAUUCACAAUGUAGAGCGUUCAUCGGCGUCUAAGAAGAGGAUCAUCACCUAAACCUUUAUUAGUUUCUUUGGUAGAGUUACUGGAGUACAGUACAGGAGUUGUUAUAGACAUUUGAUUGAUUCUCAUUUUGUAUGUGUUCUGUAUGUAAUAAUUAUUAAGCUUAGUGGAGCUGCUUGGAAACUAUCUACUACAUGGUUGUUAAUAAUAGUGUAUUUGUUCAAUAAGCGGUCUAGCUUCAGUAAUGACCAUUGGGGGUUGGAAUGUGCUAAACAAGACUUGAUAUAUCUAUAACCUAUUUUCAGUUCAUUUUGACUCAUUAUAUUUA
Molecule: messenger RNA, 1414 nt
Organism: Cicer arietinum (chickpea)
Lineage: Eukaryota; Viridiplantae; Streptophyta; Magnoliopsida; Fabales; Fabaceae
Product: probable E3 ubiquitin-protein ligase BAH1-like 1
Molecular function (GO): metal ion binding
Source: RefSeq, a predicted model, not a curated record